This is a messenger RNA of Penicillium cosmopolitanum, 195 nucleotides long. RefSeq lists its product as uncharacterized. The coding region runs from base 1 to 195 and encodes 64 amino acids. Lineage: Eukaryota; Fungi; Ascomycota; Eurotiomycetes; Eurotiales; Aspergillaceae. The transcript has 2 exons. The record is from RefSeq and is a predicted model, not a curated record.
AUGAAUUGGGCGCUCGAAUUCUUUGAUCUUAUAUACCAGAAGGUUUUACGGUCUCUUUCAAAGAGCCGGGCAUACCUGACAAAGCUAUGUACAGGCCCAUCAUUGGUUGUCCUCCACGCCAAGAUCUUUGGCUUGUGGAACGAUGACUACUGCGCAUGCGGCGCAAAAGAAACAGUCAUCCACGUGUUGGUAUAA